CGGAAGUCAGCGGCUCGUGGUUGUCAUGGUAACCCACGCUUGGGCUGCAGUGUGGCUAAUCUUCACUUGAAUUCGAAUGAUUCAACCAGCAACUUCUAACCAACAGCAGCUACUUACUGACUACUGUAUUACAAGAUAACUCAUGCAAAUGCUUCUGGAGCUGGGUAAAAAAUGGCCACCCAGUGGACCUGUGUAAGCAGCCCUACGAAGAAGGUCCCACAUACUCGCUUGGAGGAUGAAGCUAACAUUAAGCAAAUUUACUCCUUUGGGAGAAAAUUAGGUCAAGGAAGCUUUGGGUUUGUCUUUGAAGCCACUCACAUUGAGACACAGAAGAAGUGGGCUAUUAAGAAGGUGAACAAAGAAAAGCCUGGGAGUUCUGGUGUUAAGCGAUUGGAACGGGAGGUAAACAUUCUGAAGAGGGUAAACCAUCCACAUAUUAUACAUCUGCAGGAAGUGUUUGAGACACCCAAGAGAAUGUACCUGGUCACAGAACUGUGUGAGGGUGGGGAGUUAAAGAGGCUCUUGCAGGAGAACAAGCACUUCAGUGAGGAGGAUACUAGACAUAUCAUCAGAAGCUUGGCUGAAGCCAUUGUUUACCUUCACAGAAACGACAUUGUUCACAGAGAUCUCAAACUGGAAAACAUUCUUGUGAAAAGCCAUUGCCACAGCAACAGUCACAGCAUGGUGAAUAUCAAGGUCACUGACUUUGGACUUUCUGUGCAAAAAGGUGGAGUUGGCAUUGAGCACAUGCUGCAAGGGACGUGUGGGACCCCCAUUUACAUGGCACCUGAAGUGAUCAGUGACCAUGACUACAGCCAGCAAUGUGACGUGUGGAGCAUCGGUGUCAUCAUGUACAUGCUUCUAUGUGGAGAGCCUCCAUUUAUGUCGAGCUCUGAAAAACAUCUGUUUGAAAUUAUCAAGAAGGGAGAACUCAGCUUCUCUGGUCCAGUGUGGGAAACCAUCAGUGAUGCAGCUAAAAAGGUGCUGAGAUUUUUGCUGCAUGUUGACCCAGCGGAUCGCAUAACAGCCAGUGAGUUGCUGGAUAACCAGUGGAUAACGGGAGACACCUCCAUAAAGGCCUCCUUUACUACUGUGUUGGAAAUGAUGCGUCAAUUCCAGGAUGUCACAGAGGACAAUGAGAGUGAGGAUGUGAGUGAGCAAAUCACCAAACUUCCACAGAGCCUCUAUCAGAGCAGUAUGGCUGAGUCUGAUGCCUCCACAGAAGCUCAUUUUAAUUCUUCUUCAUCGCUGGUGCUUAGUCUCAAUGGAGACGUGGAAGGCAGCAGCAAACACUUAAACCCCAUGAAACAGCACCAGAAAAAGAAAGCUCAUAGUGGUAGUGGUGUAAAGAAGAACAGACCUACCAUGAAGACAUGCCCUGCUGCUAGUUCGUCCACAGCACAGGCCGCUUACAGACAACCAAGUGCAAAGCGCCACACCCUAGCGGACAAGAUGGAGAGUGGAAGCAGGACCUCCUCUCCUAAAUCAGUCCCACAAAGUGCGUCGUCCGGGCUAGGCAAGUGUGAGAACCGUGCGUCCUCCCCCACAGGCCCAUCUCCUAACCUCAGCUCUAGGGACAAGAAAAACAGUCAGGUGCAGCAUUAGGAUUUCAUAUCUCACAGAAGACGAGUUUGGAUCCGGGUUGUAUUUAGUGGUCUAUUUUAAGUCUAUUUGAAGCCAAAUGUGUGCUGUACGUCAUGAUGAAUGUGUUUAUUGUGUUAUGUACAUGUAUACACUAAUUGAAAUGUUAUGUGUAUAAAGCUGCAAAGCAUU
Messenger RNA from Trichomycterus rosablanca, 1773 nucleotides. RefSeq names its product serine/threonine kinase 33 (gene stk33). The transcript has 13 exons. NCBI's taxonomy places the organism in Eukaryota, Metazoa, Chordata, Actinopteri, Siluriformes, Trichomycteridae. The record is from RefSeq and is a predicted model, not a curated record. Gene Ontology annotation, biological process: protein phosphorylation. The coding region runs from base 172 to 1605 and encodes 477 amino acids. Gene Ontology annotation, molecular function: protein kinase activity; ATP binding.